AUGGGCAGCAUCGCUACAGAUCAGAAUGAUUUGGAUGGCGAGGACAUACGGCCGCGUGUCCUUAAGAUUUUUGAUGCUGCGAAGAAGGAUGGGCGGGGUGUAUACGUCUCAGCGCCCAUGGUCCGCUACAGCAAGCUCCCUUUCCGCCUCCUCGCCCGGCACUCCCACGUGGACAUAACCUACACGCCCAUGAUGCUCGCACACGAAUUCGUCCGCUCCGCCACCGCCCGAAACUCCGAUUUCACAACCCACCCGCUCGAGCGCACCGCAACCCCCGACGGCCGACCCCACGCCCUCAUCGCGCAGUUCGCGUCCUCAGAUCCGGAGGAGUUUGCCCGCGCGGCGGAGCUGGUCGCGCCGUGGGUCGAUGGCGUGGAUUUGAAUUGUGGGUGUCCGCAGGGGUGGGCUUGUCGGGAGGGGAUUGGGUGUGCGUUGAUGGAGGAGGGGGAGUUGGUGGGGAGGAUUGUGAGGAGGGCGAAGGAGAGGUUAAGGGGAGGGGGGUGGAGGGUGAGUGUUAGUGUUAAGUGUCGGAUUCAUAAGGAUCUCAGUCAGACGAUCAGUUUCUUGGAGAAAGUCCAAGCAGCCGGUGUGGACUACAUCACGAUCCACGGCCGCCUGCGCUCGCAACGCUCCAGCACACCGCCCAAUUACGAAGCCCUGGCUCUGCUCCGCCCGCACAUAACCGUACCCUUCCUGGUGAACGGAGACGUCUACACCCUCUCUGGCGCCCAAAAGACCUUGAAACUCACCGGCGCCCACGGCGUCAUGGCCGCCCGUGGCAUCCUCGAGAAUCCGGGGAUGUUCACAGGCGAAGACCACGUCACUCCAGCGUUGCUGAUGGAGUUCUUGGAGUGGGUGGUGCGCUGUCCAAUCCCCUUCCCGCUGGUGCUGCAUCAUGUGACUGAGAUGGUGGGGCGGAUGGAGGGGACGACGAAGAAAGUCAAGAGGGAGGUUGUGGAGUGUGCGGAUUUGGUGGACUUAAUUGAUUUCGUGGAGGGGCGGUGGGGGAGGGGAUGA
Molecule: messenger RNA, 1017 nt
Organism: Zasmidium cellare ATCC 36951
Lineage: Eukaryota; Fungi; Ascomycota; Dothideomycetes; Mycosphaerellales; Mycosphaerellaceae
Exons: 5
Coding region: 1-1017 (338 amino acids)
Biological process (GO): tRNA processing
Molecular function (GO): tRNA dihydrouridine synthase activity; flavin adenine dinucleotide binding
Source: RefSeq, a predicted model, not a curated record